GAAGCACCACCACGACUCACGUGCCGAAGACGCUGCCGCUGUUUGCAACUGUCGUGCGCAGCCUCGUUUGACCGUCGGUGGCCUUUGCCUCGUUCGCACGUCGUCGUGCCGGUCGCCACGGCCCCGACGAGACCGCGCCACGUCGUGGUGAUCGCUUCGAGCUGCUGGGGACGCCGCCGCACGCUGUCGCAGCGCACCGGCUGGCCUCAAGUCGCUGACGGCUCCGCGCCUGGACGCCUUGUCGCGCACGCCGACACGCAGGAGAUGAACCGUCCAAUUCAAGUGAAGCCGGCCGAUAGCGAAAACAGGGGAGAGGAUCGAAAGCUGUUCGUGGGCAUGCUGAGCAAGCAGCAGACGGAGGACGACGUGCGCCAGCUGUUCCAGUCCUACGGCACGAUAGAGGAGUGCACCAUCCUCCGGGGCCCCGACGGCCAGAGCAAAGGUUGCGCAUUUGUCAAGUUUAGUACACACACUGAAGCACAGGCAGCUAUCAAUGCUCUCCACGGCAGCCAGACAAUGCCGGGUGCGUCGUCUAGUCUAGUGGUGAAAUUUGCCGACACCGAGAAAGAGCGGCAGCUUCGGCGAAUGCAGCAGAUGGCGGGCAACAUGGGCCUCCUCAACCCUUUCAUCUUCAACCAGUUUGGCGCGUACGGGGCCUACGCGCAGGAGCAACUUCCGACGACCACCGGGGAGCAGGCGCAGUACCUGCCGCACGUCGGACGAGCCCUGUAUCACACGGCAACGCUGAUGCAGCAGCAAGCGGCGCUGAUGGCGGCCGCCCAGGGAGGAUACAUGAACCCCAUGGCGGCGCUGGCCGCCGCGCAGAUCCCCACCAUCGGCGCCAUGCCCAACGGACUGGCCAGCCCCGCGCUCACGCCGACGUCCGGCGCCACGACACACCCGGUGAACGGAGCACUUCCCUCCCCGACCGUGACCAGUUUUACAGUGGCUCAGGCGAAUGGACAGGCGGGUGAAGUCUACACAAACGGCAUGCCUCACUAUCCAUUGCAUUCCGGGCCUCCCGACGCCGUUCGAGUUAUACUACAAGAAUUGCCCAGCCACCUUCACACAGAAGCCCAGGCAGUUCCGAACGGCGACGCCCUCCAGCCUGCGGCCUACCCGACGCUGCAGCCGUUCGCCGGCAUCCCCACCUACCCUGCGGCGUAUGGCCAGUUCGCCCAAGCCCUCACGCAGCAGCCGGCGGUGGUCCCCCAGACUCAGCGAGAGGGUCCUGAAGGCUGCAACCUGUUCAUCUACCACCUUCCUCAGGAGUUUGGAGACGCUGAGCUGAUGCAGAUGUUCAUGCCCUUCGGCAAUGUGAUCAGCGCCAAAGUCUUCAUCGACCGUGCCACAAACCAGAGCAAGUGCUUUGGCUUCGUCAGUUUCGACAACCCAGCGAGCGCACAGGCCGCCAUCCAAGCAAUGAACGGCUUCCAGAUCGGCAUGAAGCGGCUCAAAGUUCAACUGAAGCGUCCCAAGGAUGCCAACAGGCCCUACUGAGCGCCGGCUGUGCCGCGCGCUGCCCCAACCUCAUAGGGAUGCCCGUAGCGAUGCCAAGCGUUACAAGACCUUGAUGGCAAUGCCUGUUUUUCGUGGGCGAUUGGAACUUCAGAGUUGUAGCUAGACGAGCAGUGUAUUAUAGCCGCCGCCACUGAGCGCGUCUUAGACGGCAGGGGUGAGAGCAGUGUUAGAAGGUUUGUUAGUUGGCCGGAAACAGAAAAUAACGCUUCAGGGCUCAAUGAACGCAUCCUUUUCGGCUUACCAGAAGAGCUUCUACUGUUACUACUACGAAAGGCGCGCGAGAAACAGUAUGACAAGUAGUCAGUAUAGCCAAGUAGGUUUAGUAGCCAAACCCAGCCAGGCCUUGACACAGUGUAUAAGCUUUUACCAGUGUUUACUUCAAGGACAGGAAGGCGCAGGAAGGGUGUGGAGCAUCAGUUCUAGAGGCUGCGUAGCCGAGAAACUUAUUUCCAGGUGUCGCACUUAGUCUUGCUGUGAAUACUCGACGCGCCGAGAAGGGCAGGCUGAGGCGACGCGCGAGGCUUAGCGCCAGUCUCGCUAUUCUCUCUUCCCUCGCCCCGCUUCGCCGCCUCUGCCGCCCCCUGGUGGGCUUUUCCCGAAAGACGACGAUCAAGCGGAAGCAAGAGACGACCGCUGCGCGCGCCGUCGGCACCCAGCUCUGCUCGGGAAAGGCGCGCCACACGGGAGCAUCCAUAUCAGUAUCGGCGCUGGAAGUGCCAUCGCCAUCGCUGCGGCGCCUGCGCGCGCCCUCUUGCGGCCUGGUUUGGCACCGUGACUGUUGUGCGAGUGCGCGCGUGGGCCACUUCUUCCUUCUCUGCACGCUCCGGCCGCACUGCGCACUCCCUCUCCACAGACACACACACAUACACAGAAGCACACGCACGAACACACGCUCACUCAACACACGGAUUUACACGAGCACACAAAUGCAUUUCGCAUGGCCCGACAAAGAAGGACCUGCGCAUGCGUGAAACCGACUCUGUUGACAAAUGCGUCUCAGCAGCGCCAAGUUCUGUAGUUGAUGUAGAGAUGUAGUAUUAGUAGCGGUCACCUGUACAUACGAAGAAAAACAAGCGUAAACACAGCAGUAUAUACAAUACACUAGCGUACUGAUAAAAUAUAUAUAAAUAUAUAUAUAUAUAUAU
Dermacentor andersoni is the source of this 2666-nucleotide messenger RNA. It is a transcript of the gene bru3, whose product is annotated as CUGBP Elav-like family member bruno 3. The record is from RefSeq and is a predicted model, not a curated record. NCBI's taxonomy places the organism in Eukaryota, Metazoa, Arthropoda, Arachnida, Ixodida, Ixodidae. Gene Ontology annotation, molecular function: RNA binding.